Neopelma chrysocephalum (saffron-crested tyrant-manakin) is the source of this 6030-nucleotide messenger RNA. RefSeq names its product shroom family member 4 (gene SHROOM4). Gene Ontology annotation, cellular component: apical plasma membrane; apical junction complex; adherens junction. The transcript is spliced from 8 exons. Gene Ontology annotation, biological process: actin filament organization. The coding region runs from base 901 to 4641 and encodes 1246 amino acids. NCBI's taxonomy places the organism in Eukaryota, Metazoa, Chordata, Aves, Passeriformes, Pipridae. The record is from RefSeq and is a predicted model, not a curated record. Gene Ontology annotation, molecular function: actin filament binding.
UACCACGGGGCUGUGCUGGGGCUCAGCAUCGUCCAUGGUGAGUUUGGGGGCCCUGGGAAGGGAAGUCCCUGCACUGACUCGGCACCUUGUCCUUGCCACCCUCCUUGCCUAGUCAGUGGAUGCUGGGGCAGCACUCAGCACUUGGGGGGUUCAGGAGGUGGCUUUUGACCGAGUGCCUGUGUGGUGGCACUGGACACCGCUGCCUACAUGUGGUGUGGGGACUGGAGAACCCCACGGCUGCCAGGGGUUGGGAUAGGGCCCAGCACAGGACCCCUCCCUCCUCCCUGGAGACAAGAUGUGACCGGUGCUUGCUGGGGAUGCUGAGGGACCAAGGAACAAGGAGGGAAGGUCAGGCUUGUGGUGGAGAUGCAGAUGUGGCCUCAGGGUCCCUUGGUGGAGCCGGUCCAGUCCCAGCAGGGACAUUUGCCCUGCCCAGGGCGUUGCCUGCGGGCUGCGCAGGGGCCACGUCCUCGGUCCCCUGUUGAUGCUGGCAACAGGGAUGCUGCAGGCAGGGACCCUGGCCAGUGGGGUGAACUGUGGGAUCCCCCUGCCCACUGCCGGGUGCUGGCAGGGCUGGACCCUCCUCGCCACUGUCCCCCUUGGGCAGGCGCUGGCCUGGGGGGACAGGAAGCCCCGUAGGAAGUGACUUCAGCCCCGGUUCCUCGGCCUGGCUUCCUCCCCAUUCUUGUCCUUUCCCGCUGUUGCUCUUGGCAGGAGGAGUGUGCCCGUCCUCCGGCCCCAUUCCUGGCACGUGGCCAAACUUGCCGAAAGCCGCCCCGACGCCCCCACCAUGCACUGCCCCGCUGAUGCCUUCAGCCUCUCGUGGCCCUCAGGGUGUGAUGUCAGUGGAACCCGCUGUCCCGGCACUGCAGCACCGACCGGAGCAGCUCCAUCGGGAGCAUGGAGAGCCUGGACCACCCCGGCCAGGCCUACUAUGAAGGAGACCCCUCACCCGUUGACCAGGGCAUGUACCACAGCAAGCGGGACUCGGCCUAUAGCUCCUUCUCUGCCAGCUCCAUCGCCUCCGACUGCGCCCUCUCCCUCCGCCCUGAAGAGGCCGUGUCCACUGACUCCAGCUUUCAAGGCCCCUGCAAGGCCCCUGACGGCCGCUACCUGACCACAGGGGCUGAGCCAUCUGCCAGCCGGCACCCCGAGGCCUGGCGGGCGCCUGUGCCCCCCCAGCCCCCUGUGAGGAGGGACAGCCUGCGGGCAGCCCCGGGCAGCAGAGGGGACAGGCACCGGGCGUCAGUGUCAGCGGACAUGCUGCAUGCCAAGGGCCGGUGGAUCUCCGACACCUUCCUCUGCCAGCGGGAUGGGGAAGCGGAGGCGGUGGGCGGGAGGACGCUGGCACCGUACCCCACAAAGGACCGUCUCUCUGCUGACCAGUAUUACAUGCUGAGCUCCCACCCGGACCAGUGCCCAGCUGAGCCGCUCCUGGGGGAGAGCAUGGAGUCUGAUGACCGGCUGUACCUGGAUGGCAGCACGCACCGAGUGCUGGAUGCCACGACAGCAGGUGACAACCCGUUGCUGUCCCCCCUCAAGGGCCACGUGCCACACCGGCACAGUGCUCCCGAGCAGCUGCUGGCCUCCCAGCUCCGCUCCCUCCAGGUGGGCUCCAGCAGCGAGCGAGCCUCGCCAGCCCCCGAUGGGCACCGCUGGACCUUGUCCCCACUGCACCCCGAGGGCAGCCGGGGGGGAACCGCAGGGGCUACCCAGGACCCCCCGCUCUGCCCAGAGCCUUGCUGCCACUGCUGCCCCGAGCCUCAGCGAGCCUGCGGGCAGGACGGCCGGGGGACCAGCCCGGCGCUCAGCACCGAGGGGCCGGCGGAGGAGGAGAGCCGGGCAGGGGCCCGGCGGGCCGGGGGUCCUCCCCACCGCUCUGCUCAGAUGCGCCGCCGCAGCGACCGCUUCGCCACCAGCCUGCGCAACGAGAUCCAGCGGCGCAAGGCCCAGCUGCAGAAGAGCCGGGGUCCCGGUGCCCCCCCGCCUGGCGAGGAGCCGGUGGAGGAGACGGAGGAGCCCCCUGAGAGCAGCGUGCCGGCAGAGGGACCCCCCGCCCUGGCCGAGCGUCUCAGCCCUGCGCCGAGCGAGGACGGCAGGAACGCCGGCCGCGCGGGGGACCGGGGUAUCCCCACUCCUGACCCGCUGCCAGCCCCCAAAGGGCCCCCAUCCCCCGAGCGGGCGGUGCCAACAGCCAGGGGCCGCUGGCGCUGGUCCCCGGAGCGCAAGCUGCAGCCGCAGCGCUCGCCCAGCCCCGGUGAGCUGGAGGGCUACAGCCAGGGCCCGGUGGCCCGCAGCUCCCCACCGCGGGGCAGCGACGAGGCCGUCCUCCUGCCCUUUGCCGACCGCCGCCGGUUCUUUGAGGAGAGCAGCCGGCCGGCACCGCCCCAGCACAGCAAGCCCCCGGUGGGCGAUCCCGGUGCCUUCCAGCCCCAUGGCCCCGAGCACCGGGACGUCCGCCGCCUCUCCGUGGACCAGCCUUACAGCCCCCCGUCCCCCAGCCGCCCUGGCUCUGCCGGCCCCUACGCUGAGUGCUGCCGGGAGCAGCCCCCCUGCUACAAGCCGCUGGGGAGGCCGGGAGAGCUGGAUUAUGCGCGGGGCUUUUCCUACCCCUAUGGGGUUCCCCUGCGCCCCGAGCCCUGCCGCUACUGCGGAGGGGAUCCGUGCCCGCCGCCGCUGCCUCGCGGCCAUCCCUGCCGCUGCCACCCCCAGCCCUGGGUGCGCUGCCCCGACUGCUGCUGCCCGGCCCCCCGUCCUGGGCGAGAGGAGAGCGACGUGUGGCCCCCUCGGAGAGCUUUCGCCCCGGAAUUUCCUCAGGAUGAGUGGGAGCCACCUGCGAUAACCAGGAAAGUCAGCCAGUCUGUCAGUGAGCUCUCCCACUACCAAAUGGGCUUCCAAAGGCUCGGCCCCUUCCACACCUGCUUUGAGAGCGCCGAGCCGGAGUGGCCACCCUGCUACCGGGCCACAUCCACGCACGACCUCUCGUGGGAUAGCGACCGCCUGGCCCGCACGCCUGAGAGCCCCCCGGACCCGCUGCACCGCCCGCUGCGGGGCAGAGCCUUCUCCGAGAGCCACCUCAACCUGGAACCUGCCAGUCCCCGGGGCCGCGAACGGAAGGACCUCUUCCGUGCUAAGCUGGACCAACCCCGCAUCCCCAAAAAGAAGGGCCCCCCGCCUCCCCGCCCACCUCCCCCCAACUGGGAGAAGUACAGGCAGCGCCGGGCGUCCCAGCACCCGCCGGAUGGUGCUGGGCACGGCUCUGCCUUUGCCGCCCUGGUGCCGCCCCGCAGCAUUGCUGAUGUGGUGCGUGAGCGGUCCCAGAGCCUCACCGGGGAGCAGGGGGGCCGGUCCUGGGGGCAUGCUGCUCGCCCCCCUGCUCCACCAGGCGCCUGGCCCCGUCCCGAGCCCCCCGGAUCACUUCGCAGGACUCCUGGGCCCGAUGUUGGCAACGCCGAGAUUUGCAGGGUGGCAGGGGCUGGGGAGAAGCGGCCAAAGGCAAAGAAGCCCUGGGAGAUGGAGGAGCAGCCCCAAAGGCUCAUCCGGAACCAGGAGCGGGGCUGUGCUGGUCCCUGUGGGGUGGGUGAGUGCUCCCCACCCCUGCCUGGUGGCCCCAGCCCAGCUGUGCCAGAGGCACUCAAGCCCAGUCCCGGGGCAGCAGAGGGGGUGAGCUGCCAGGGCAGCCGGCCCCAGCCCCGCCGCGUGGACUCGGAGGAACUGCUGUGGAAUAUGGCAGUCAGGGACCACUCCCUGGCCAAUGUCCAUGCCCCUUUGGCCCCCUUUGGCACCACCACUGAGGUGAUUGGUGAGCUGCUGGUGGCGGGGGAGCGGCAGGCCUGGCGGGAGCGUCUCCAGCAGGACUGGCACCUGGAGGCCCUGGCACAGGACAGCACUGACCCCUGCCCCCCCAGGCAAGGCUUUGAGCCCAUCUCGCCACCCCCUGGGAGUGUUGCCAGCUCCAGCUCCUUCCCGGUGCACUACACUGCAGCAGCAGGCAAAGCUGAGCCGCUCAGCAAGGUGACAGCGCUGCCAGAGGUAGUGGAGGGGAGCUCAGAGGAUGAUGAUGAGGAGGAGGUGGACCAGGAGCUGGUCGAAAAGAAGCUGCAGCUGAUCGAGAGCCUGAGCCGCAAGCUGGCGGUGCUGCGGGAGGCACAGCGGGGGCUGCAGGAGGACAUCAGCGCCAACGGGGCGCUGGGCGACGACGUGUCUGCCCGCCUGCAAGCCCUCUGCACCCCAGGGGAGUUCGACAAGUACCGCCUCUUCGUGGGUGACCUGGACAAGGUGGUCAACCUCCUGCUCUCCCUCUCGGGGCGCCUGGCCCGGGUGGAGGCUGCCCUGGGCAGCCUGGGGCCACACGCCCCCGCCGAGGACAAGCUGGCCCUGCGGGAGAAGCGCCGGCUGCUGGUGGCGCAGCUGGAGGAUGCCAAGGAGCUGAAGGAGCACGUGGGGCGGCGGGAGGAGGCGGUGGGUGCCAUGGUGGCGCGGUACCUGCCCGCCGAGCACCUCCAGGACUACCAGCACUUCGUCAAGAUGAAGUCAGCCCUCAUUGCUGAGCAGCGGGAGCUGGAGGAGAAGAUCAAGCUGGGCCAGGAGCAGCUCCGGUGCCUGCGCGAGAGCCUUGGCCAGGCCUCCAAGGGCUGCUAACCCCAUACCCAGCCUCCCUCUGGGACCCUGGCUGUGGCCCCAGCUUGCUGCCAAAGCAGAUCCAGCCCCUCAUGGGCUCUCCCUAUGUCUGUCCAUCUGUCCAGCCCCUGCCUUUUAUUUAUUUCUCUGGUUUACCAAGCAGGGGAGGGGCUGCCAGUCCAGAUGCGGACAGGGGGUGUUGUGCCAAAGAGCUGUCAUGGACUCUGUGGCCAUCCAGCAUCCUGUGGCUCAGCAGGACCAAAUGGAUGGACACUGCCAUCACCCUCAGAGCUCUUUCUGUGCUGACGGGGGUCCUUCCACCUCGUCCUGGACACCAGUGCCUGUCCUGCAUUCGGUGCUGCACCAAGUGCCUUAAACACCCCCCAGCUGCCCUGGGGCGUAUCCAUGCAGUGCCUGAAAGGGUUAAAGCAUGCUUGCCCUCUGUCCUGUCUGUUUGUCCAGCUCUGUCCAUCUGUCCGGUGGGAGCUGAAGGAAUUUCAGCCCCGGCAUCCUCUUCCUCUCCAUUGUAUCUGAAACAAUGGCCCUGGCCAGCGGGUUCUUAACCCACUCCCCGCUGGCUGAGGCACCACGGGGGCCACAGUGGGUGCCAGUGGGUGCUGUGUACCCCUCUCCUGGGGAACACUGCAGUGGGUGCCCUGGGAUGGUGCCCUGCCAGGGCAUGGGGUUCUGGGACCAGUGGACUGUGGCCUGUGGCUACCCCCUGUCACCCACGCUGUGGGCAUGGGAACCAGCAGGUCUCAUCCAGCCCUCACCUGCAGCUUCUGGCCCAACACCAGGAGUGAUUAAUAGAGGAAAAAACACAUUAAGGACAAACCAGGGUACUUGUCCCCUCCUCUUUGCUGCAACAGCCCCAAAUAGCAGUUAUAUGUCAGCCCUCCACUGUCCAUCUGUCUCCAUAGGCUGGGCAGGUGCCUUGCUACUGAUUUUGCACAGGGGUUUCAUGCAACCAGCAGCAGCUUGGGGCAGGGGGUAAAGUGAUUUGAGAGGGCAGGGUGGGCUCUUUGGUGGCCUCGUAGCUGGACAGCCCAGUCCCAGGGUGCAGGCAGCACCCACACCUGCCCUCCUGCCCCUGCAGCAGCCCCCUUGUGUGGCUGCCCCUCAGUGUGGGCCCCCCUCAGCCUGUUCAACACUACACCCCACAGCUGCCCGGCUGUACCCUGGGAUGGUGCCUGGCAGGAGUGGGGUCACCGACAUUCCCUCCAUCUCAGCUGCCCCCAGGAUCAUUGCUAGGACCAAAGACUGCACCCACUGGGUGCCAUACUGCUCUCGGGGUGGGAAUCAGCAGCCCUCCCCAGGGCCCUCUGCUGGGGGAGCCGCUGGUGCCCGUGCAUUGCUGCGUGCCGUUGUGCCUCACACUAAAGCAGCAGCAGGAGCUGCACAUCUGUCCCA